AUGGCGUCAAUCGCUCCCGUAUGGAUAAUGCUCAUCGUAGCGCUCGGCCUCAUCGCCGCUGGUUGGUUCUUACCGCGAAAGGGUCCUAACCAGACGCUUGUGCGGUCGAGCUUGAUGCUCACGUUUGCGUGCUGCUAUCUCAUGUGGAUGAUUGCGUACAUGGCUCAAUUGCAUCCCAUUCUCUCACCGCGGCAUUAUAUAUACCAUUGUCUCCUUGCAUAUGGACUUUCACUUGCUAAUUGA
Molecule: messenger RNA, 243 nt
Organism: Peniophora sp. CBMAI 1063
Lineage: Eukaryota; Fungi; Basidiomycota; Agaricomycetes; Russulales; Peniophoraceae
Source: the annotation of a GenBank genome assembly